AUGGAUGGGCUCGGCAAGAUCUUUCCGGAAGGUCACAGUAUCCUCACUCUCGACGAGGAUUUGUGCUUGAAUGGUAAGGUGGAUUUAAAGGAAAACACGCAAAUCCAAAAACUGGUUCUCGCUAUUCUUCGAGCCUAUAUCAAGAACCAGGAGGACUUCGGUACACCGUCAAGCAGGGCUCAGAGCUCUCGCUCGCCCACGGUCCAGCGCUACAGCACGCCGACACUCAAGGCUACUAGGAACCCUGAGGGCAAGUCCGCCUCGGUGCGAAAACAGACGGCGUUCGCGAGGCCAGCGGCGCGCUACGGUGGUGCUUCUGAUUUCACGAUCAGAGAAAGAGCUCGUGCAGCUUUCGCGGGUAUGCACCGGUCUUUAACACUACCUAUCCACAUAAGAAAGACCAUGAUAUCGCUCCGCAUCAGCCAAGCUGCCUGGGUGAUGCUGCUGCAUCACUGCGAGAACUUCUGCGGCACCAGUUUGAAAUACGUCGCCUUGAGUCAUCGCAGUAGCCUCCAGUGUCCUGAUCUGUCUUUCCUGAGCACGAAUGAACACUAUUUGCGCUACGAGGCCCAGGUCUGCCUCUUGAAUCUGAUGUUCAAGCAGUUGUUUCUGUUGGAGAAGAAGCAAGCGCUCUCUGCCUCCUUUUUCCGCUAG
Cordyceps fumosorosea ARSEF 2679 is the source of this 654-nucleotide messenger RNA. RefSeq lists its product as hypothetical. The transcript has 2 exons. The record is from RefSeq and is a predicted model, not a curated record. NCBI's taxonomy places the organism in Eukaryota, Fungi, Ascomycota, Sordariomycetes, Hypocreales, Cordycipitaceae. Bases 1 to 654 code for a protein of 217 amino acids.